UAAACCAUAGAGGUAUUUUAGUCAUUUUGGUCCCAGUACAGUAGAGAAUUAGUUGGAGGGAGGAAGAAGAAAAGUGUGAGGUGCAAAGCUGUGAUUUUUUAACCUCUUUCUCUCUCUGCUCUCUCUCUCUCUCUCUCUCUCUUCCCCUCUCUGUCUGGAUCAUCAAUGCGCAGCCGUAAAGAUUCUUCAAUUUGUUUCUCAAGGUCCAAAUUUCCAAAUUUUGGGUAUGGAUCAAGGGCAUUUUGCUACUACCUCGCUUGAUCUUUAGCAAGAGGACACAUAAUUUAUGUGUUAGUAGAUGUUUUAUGCACUUUAUCCGGCUGUUGUAUGAACCACUAACAGUUCCCAAAUCUAUGAUCUGCUUGAGGAUGUGAAAGGACUUUAGUACUCCAUUCUGAUCAUUUUUGCCCAUAAGUAGAACUCUUAGUAUUUGGAAUCUCAAAAGUAUACACUAAGGAACCACAAACUAAGCUCAAUGGGUUCAAGAUUUCCAUCUCAUCAGCUCAGCAAUGGCCUCUACGUCUCUGGGCGACCCGAGCAGGCAAAGGAGAAGCCUCCAACUAUGACUUCUGUAGCAAUGCCUUACACUGGGGGAGACAUUAAAAAAUCUGGAGAACUUGGAAAGAUGUUUGAAGUGCAUGCUGAGAUUUCCAAGUCAAGGAAAUCAGGACCGAUCAAUGCUCCUUCAAGAACUGGAUCAUUUGCAGGUUCCAAUGCUCACUCAGGUCAAAUGCCCAAUCCCACUGCUCGGUCUACUUAUUCUUCUGGUCCAGUUCCAGGUUCAGGUCCAUCAAUGGUCACUGGAGGUUCCAAAAGAACCAAUUCUGGACCUCUAAAUAGACAAGGGGAGUCUAUUAAGAGGUCAUCCGGUCCUCAAUCUAGUGGGGUCAUCCCAAUGGUUCGUCAAAACUCAGGUCCCAUUCCAAUGAUUCCAGCUACUGGCCUCAUCACAUCCGGCCCUAUUUCUUCUGGUCCACUUAAUUCUGCUGGUGCCCCUCGGAAAAUUUCUGGUUCUUUGGAUUCUACUGGGUCUAUUAAACUACAUAGCACAUCGAUUGCACAUAACCAAGCUGUUACUAACUUAAGCCAGGAGGAGGAGUAUUCAUUCAAGAAGAGCUUUCCGAAGGCAAUCCUGUGGUCUGUAAUUCUUCUGUUUGUCAUGGGGUUCAUUGCUGGUGGGUUUAUUCUUGGAGCUGUUCACAAUGCAAUCCUUCUCAUAGUUGUUGUGGUUGUGUUUGGUGCUGUUGCUGCACUUUUCACAUGGAAUUCUUGUUGGGGUAGGAGAGGCAUGGUUAGCUUCAUUAGCCGGUAUCCUGAUGCUGAACUUAGAACUGCUAAAGAUGGUCAAUAUGUUAAAGUAUCUGGGGUGGUUACCUGUGGAAAUGUUCCUCUUGAAUCAUCAUAUCAGAAGGUUCCAAGAUGUGUAUACACUUCUAUGAGUUUAUAUGAAUAUAGGGGAUGGGACUCAAAGGCUGCCAAUUCUCAACAUCGCCGAUUUACAUGGGGGCUCAGAGCAGUGGAGAGGCAUGUUGUGGAUUUUUACAUAUCAGACUUCCAGUCUGGCUUACGAGCGUUGGUAAAGACCGGUUAUGGUGCAAGAGUAGCCCCAUAUGUUGAUGAGUCCACUGUUAUUGAUAUCAACCCCAGCAAUAAGGAUUUAUCUCCCCACUUUAUCAGGUGGUUGGGGGAGAGGAACCUUUCAAGUGAUGAUCGGGUCAUGCGUCUAAAAGAGGGGUACAUCAAAGAAGGAAGCACCGUGAGUGUAAUGGGCGUUGUCCAAAGAAAUGACAACGUUCUAAUGAUUGUUCCCCCCUCUGAGCCUUUAUCUGUGGGCUGUCAGUGGUCCAAAUGCAUACUCCCAGUGAGCCUCGAGGGCAUUGUCCUUAGUUGCGAAGACUCUUCAAAGAUCGAUGUUGUACCUGUAUAAUUUAGGGUUUGAUUGGUAAAUGGAGUUGAAGGCUUUUUGUACAACGGAUUUGAGUUGGCAAGUGUUUAUUUUGUAUUU
Asparagus officinalis (garden asparagus) is the source of this 2005-nucleotide messenger RNA. RefSeq lists its product as uncharacterized. NCBI's taxonomy places the organism in Eukaryota, Viridiplantae, Streptophyta, Magnoliopsida, Asparagales, Asparagaceae. The record is from RefSeq and is a predicted model, not a curated record. The transcript has 6 exons. Bases 476 to 1927 code for a protein of 483 amino acids.